CCUCCGAGUCUGUCGGGGACUCGCCAAGUGCCCUCGGGAGCAGCAGACCCGCGGCAGUCGUCGCUCUCACGUAGCUUUCAGGAAAAUGGAGUUCCACGGGAGCACGACGACCAAUGCAGGGGAACUAACUGCCCGAGGCCGCACGAGGCUCGGCGGCCGCGGCGAGCGCGCGCGGGGCUGCAGCCCGAGCCCAGAGGCGCGCUGGCGUGGCCCGCAGCCCCAGACCAGGCUCGCAGAGACGCGCCGCGCCGCCGGCAGCGCCGGGCCAAGCAGCGGCGCGGGUCCCGGAGGCCGGAGGGUGAGCGCCGAGCUCAGUCCCCGCGCUCAGGAAGGACCUGGGCGAGGACCAGAAGCGGCGUCUUCAGGCUCCGACCCGGUCGGAUUCUCCAUCUGGAAAGCCAGGCGACCAGGAGGGCCCUGGGUGGGACGUGAAGGCAGGCAGAGGAGUCUGCAGGCUGAGCCAGCUCGCACUCGGUGGCCAAGAGCUGGAGCCGUGGCAUUAACCUGGGUUCACCUAAACCCAGUAGCCCGUUACCUGUCACCAAGUACCGCCGCCCGUGGCGGAGACGACGUGGAUAUGCCUGCCAUUUUUAAGAAGAAAAAUCAAAACAGAAUCUAACUCUCUACUUCAAAAUGGUUUUCGACUGAACUCCGGUUAUGAAAUAUUUGCUUGCCCCGGCCAGUGCGGCUCGGCGGGCUGGGCACCGUCCUGCGGACAGAGAGCUCGCCGGUUCGAUCCCUGACCCCGGUCGGGGCACGGGCCUGGGUCGCGGGCCAGGUGCCUGGUUGGAGGCACGUGGAAGGCAGCCCUCUGCUGCUUCUCUCCCUCUCUCUCCCCCUCCC
Molecule: messenger RNA, 843 nt
Organism: Phyllostomus hastatus (greater spear-nosed bat)
Lineage: Eukaryota; Metazoa; Chordata; Mammalia; Chiroptera; Phyllostomidae
Product: translation initiation factor IF-2-like
Exons: 2
Coding region: 86-619 (177 amino acids)
Source: RefSeq, a predicted model, not a curated record